AUGUCCAAGACCUCUGUCUCAGACCACACACAGGCUUCUCGCACGCAUGGCCAGAAACGCGGCCGCUCCCCUUCGCCCUCCCCGAAUCAAGGACCCAGGGGAAGGAACAGGCACCUCGCCAAUCGCAUGACAAGACGAGGUCGCCGAUCCCCCAGCCCCCCACAGCAACCAAAGCAGGCCUCUCCAACCAGAGACACCAAACGUCGUUGCGUCACAAAAUCUGGCACGGGGUUUUUUCAGGCGGGUGCAGCUGGAAAUGGGGCCUUCUCCGCCUGCACCAUCUGUCUCGGCCGUGGCCCCCACAACGUCUUCAAGUGCGAGUCCGACACCCUGUGGGAUGGCACCCCCGCUCGAUGCAAGAAGAACAGCAAUGGCCGCCUUGUCAACCCAGCAGGCAACAUCCUAUGCUCCGACUGGCAGCGACCAAAUGGCUGCUCAUCCACCACCCACGACUCCCGUCACGAAUGCUCCAUGUGA
Molecule: messenger RNA, 477 nt
Organism: Laccaria bicolor S238N-H82
Lineage: Eukaryota; Fungi; Basidiomycota; Agaricomycetes; Agaricales; Hydnangiaceae
Exons: 1
Coding region: 1-477 (158 amino acids)
Source: RefSeq, a predicted model, not a curated record